CAUGCCCGUCUGUUCUUUCUCUUACCUCUUGAACAAAAUCAAAAACCCUAGAACCCUCAAAUCUCAUCAAUCGUCUCAUAGAUCGAUUCACCAAUAAAGCGUCAAUCGUGUUCGUGUUUUCUUUCACCACUGUAUAUUAUACAAGUUACAGCCGACUAUUGUUUUCAUUCUUCAAUAUGUCGUCCCUAAGGAAUGCUGUUCAGAGACGGGCCCACAAGGAACGAGCUCAACCAAAAGAAAGAAAAAGAUUUGGGCUUCUUGAGAAACACAAGGACUAUGUUGUCCGUGCAAAAGCCUUCCAUAAAAAAGAGGAUUACUUGCAGAAACUCAAGGAAAAGGCAGCAAAUAGGAAUCCAGAUGAGUUCUACUUUAAGAUGAUCAACUCCAAAACCGUUAAUGGAGUUCAUAAAUCAGGGGGUGAUUCAGACAAAUACACUGAAGAGGAACUGUUGCUGAUGAAGACACAAGAUAUAGGUUAUAUCUUGCAGAAACUUCAAGCUGAAAAAAAGAAAAUUGAAAGGCUAACUGCAACACUGCACUCACUUGAUUCUCAGCCGUCAAACAAGCAUGUAUACUAUGCUGAAGAUAGGGAGGAUGCUAAGAGAAUAUUAUCAGAAACAAAGAGUGUUGGAGGAUUGCCAGCUUUCGAGGAUUUGCCUGAAAGCAUCAAAAGAAAGACGGCUUCUUCAUACAGACAGCUGGAAGACAGGAAAAACCGAGUGCAAGAGUUGGAGAAAGUUUAUAAUGAAAUGGCAUUGAAACAAGAAUUACGGAAAAAGGGUAAAAAACGAAAGCUGCGUGAAGACGAGAUCGUGUGUCCAACUUCUAGACCAGUAUACAAGUGGAGAACCGAACGUAAACGUUAAACUAAGGUUGAAGUUUUCUGGCAGUGCAACUGUGCAAGUGAGAUCUGAUGUGUUUUGUGGCUGGGUUCUUGUCAAAGUGAUUAAGGAACCUGAUUUUCAACUAUUUUUAGGCAUUUUGACCAAAUUUGCAUGUAAUUCAGUUAAACCGAACAACAAUGGAUGCCCUGAUCCAUGAUGACAUGAUUCCAGUUACUUUAUCAUACAGUUAUUAAUUAGUAGGUUUGAACUACUUGUUAUUCGGUUAAAA
This is a messenger RNA of Helianthus annuus (common sunflower), 1113 nucleotides long. Its product is annotated as probable U3 small nucleolar RNA-associated protein 11. Bases 177 to 866 code for a protein of 229 amino acids. Lineage: Eukaryota; Viridiplantae; Streptophyta; Magnoliopsida; Asterales; Asteraceae. Gene Ontology annotation, cellular component: small-subunit processome; nucleolus. The record is from RefSeq and is a predicted model, not a curated record. The transcript is spliced from 10 exons. Gene Ontology annotation, biological process: rRNA processing.